AUGAAAGACAGCAAGGCAAAGUACGAGGCCCGUUGCACGAACAUGGCCACUAAAGACAAGAUGCAAACCACCGCUGGCUCGUGGGCCCUCCUUGGCAGUAUAGUGCCCCGAGAUGCGCAUGUAGUCUCCAAGCUGCGAGAAGCGGGCACAGUUAUUCUAGGCCAUGCCAACAUGUCUGAGUGGGCAUCGGUGCGGUCAAAGGCCUACUCAACUGGGUAUUCGCCCCGGCGUGGUCAGGUCCGAAACCCAUAUGAUCUCUCUAGCAGUCCUUUCGGUUCCAGCGGAGGCUCUGCAGUCUCCGUGUCCGCCAAUAUCGUGCCCCUGUCUUUUGGUACAGAGACCGAUACAUCCAUUAUUGGCCCUUCCUUGAUCAACGGUGUGGUUGGCAUUAAGCCCACUGUUGGCCUCACAUCAAGAAACGGAGUUAUCCCGAUUACUGAGUCUAUGGACACGGUAGGCUCAAUGGGUCGGACCGUCUACGACGCGGUACUAGGACUUGACGCGAUCGUUGGUCCGGACAAGAGAGAUCAAUCCACCCUCAACCCGAGUAGGCAUCAAGAGGAUGAUUACAAUGCCUUCAUGAGUGAUAGGCAUGCACUUCAGGGGGCUAAGUUCGGUAUGCCUAUGAAGCGGUGCUGGGAUUUUGUUCCGGAGGACCAGAGAGAAGUAGCCAACAAAAUCCUUGACGCGAUUACUGCAGCCGGAGGUGAGCUUAUCGAGACUGAUUUCCCCUGCACGACGGAACGAAUCCCCGAGACUGGAACAUGGGACUGGUUGGUCCACCCAUUUGGUGAACCGUCGAAAUCCGAGUUUACAGUCGUCAAAGUCGAAGCAUAUAACACGAUCAACGCGUACUUAUCAGAGCUCUCCAACACGUCCAUCAAGAACCUAGAGGAUGUGAUUGCAUUCAACGAGGAAAACGCUGGCACGGAAGGCGCAUCGCCUGGAGAUCAUCCUGCUUUCCCUAAUGGACAAGACAAUUUUCACGAGAUAAUCAAGCAGUGCGGCGUCCGCGAUGAUACCUACCGCAGCGCUCUAGCAUACAUACAAGAAGAAUCACGCCGGUUUGGCAUCGAUGGAGCUUUGAAGCAUGUCAGAAAGAAUGGCGAGUCGGUAGAGCUGGAUGCUCUGAUCUUAUGCGAUCGAAAAGGUAUUGGUCAGCAAAUGGCGGCACAGGCUGGUUAUCCUAUAAUUUGCGUGCCGAUUGGCCUUGACGCUGCAGGAUUUCCUGUCGGUCUCACACUACACCAGACGGCUUGGAAGGAAGGCGCACUUAUCAGAUGGGCAAGCGCUAUCGAGGAUCUAAGGAAUCAUGUUUUCGGUCCCCGGCCGACUCCGACGUACCGUGAGUAUUUAUCGAAGAACAUCCCGAUUGCUCGGAAGUACACCACAUGA
Messenger RNA from Coniosporium apollinis CBS 100218, 1395 nucleotides. RefSeq lists its product as uncharacterized. The transcript has 5 exons. Lineage: Eukaryota; Fungi; Ascomycota; Dothideomycetes. The coding region runs from base 1 to 1395 and encodes 464 amino acids. The record is from RefSeq and is a predicted model, not a curated record.